Messenger RNA from Andrographis paniculata, 825 nucleotides. RefSeq names its product transcription factor TCP17-like. The transcript has 2 exons. Lineage: Eukaryota; Viridiplantae; Streptophyta; Magnoliopsida; Lamiales; Acanthaceae. Gene Ontology annotation, cellular component: nucleus. Gene Ontology annotation, molecular function: sequence-specific DNA binding; DNA-binding transcription factor activity. The record is from RefSeq and is a predicted model, not a curated record. Bases 1 to 825 code for a protein of 274 amino acids.
AUGAUACCAAGAGCCUCAGACAACCCAUCGUCUUCCUCAUCCUCCGCCACCACUGCAGCGCGGCCUCCCAGCUGGACCGCCGCCCGACGGGACCCACGGAUCGUUCGCGCGCCGCCAACCCUCGGCGGCAAAGACCGCCACAGCAAGGUCUUCACAAUCCGCGGCCUCCGCGACCGCCGCGUCCGCCUCUCCGUCCCCACCGCCAUACAGCUCUACGACCUCCAGGACCGCCUCGGCCUCACCCAGCCCAGCAAGGUCGUCGACUGGCUCCUCGCCGCCGCCCACCAUGCCGUCGACGAGCUGCCGCCGCUCCAAGUCCCCCACGGCUUCUUCACCCGCCCAUUCCAGACCCUUCUACAACAUUCCAGAGCCACCACCAAGCACCCCCCCGCCGCCGCCGCCGCCGGCCGCGCCACCCUCAGCCUAAUUACCGAUCACGACGACAUUAACAACAAAAAUUCAGAUCAAGUGACUGAAAAUCGUGAAGAAACCAGACCGAUUCCGAAUUCGUCUUCCUUAAUCCUCCACAGUAAUCCAUUCGUGAACCCUAAUUUAGCCCUAAUUUGCCCUCCCUCACAAACCCUAGAAUCGACGGUCCAGAUCAAUCCCAAUCCGAAUUCGCCUGCGCAGAUCUUCGGAUACACUCGUGAUGAUGAACUGGAAAUGAGCUUUUCAUCAUGGUCGAAUUCUUUUCCGUUGCCGGUUUAUAAUCAGACGGCGGCGGCAGCCAUUCUCAGGGCUUCUCCUUUCACCAUAUCUUCCUGCAAUAUUCUUCCUGCACAGAAGCACUCAGAAAUCCAACAAAACAAAGGUUUCUUGAUCUAG